Molecule: messenger RNA, 4458 nt
Organism: Pelobates fuscus (common spadefoot toad)
Lineage: Eukaryota; Metazoa; Chordata; Amphibia; Anura; Pelobatidae
Product: mucin-4-like
Exons: 19
Source: RefSeq, a predicted model, not a curated record
AUAGACUCCAGUACAGCCUCUUCCAUCAAUACAGCUUCAUUAGCUGAAUCAGCCAUUCUCAUUAACACAACUUCAUUAGCAGUUACUAUAUCUUCCACCAACUCUUUAGUACCAGUUUCAUUGUCCUCAACCAUUACAGAGUCACUACCAACUACAUUCUCCUCAACCAACACAGGAUACUUAAUAGUUACAGCCUCCUCAGCCAACUCAAAUUCCUUACCAGUCACAGACUCUUCAACCAGCACUGGUUCAUUGCCAGCCACAACUUCCUCAAACAAUACAACUUCCUUUCCAGUCACAGCCUCCUUAGGCAAUACAACUUUCUUACCAGUCACAGACUCCUUAAACAAUGCAACUUCCUUACCAGUUUCAGCCCUCUCAAGCAACGCAACUUCCUUACCUGUCACAGAUUCCUCCAACAAUGCAACUUCCAUACCAGUCACAGCUUUCUCAAACAAUACAACUUCCUUAACAGUCACAGACUCCUCAAACAAUGCAACCUUCUUACCAGUCACGGCUUCCUCAAACAAUACAACUUCCUUACCAGUCACAGCCCCCUCAAACAAUACAACUUCCUUACCAGUCACAGCCUUCUUAAACAAUUCAACUUCCUUACCAGCCACAGCUUUCUCAGACAAUGCAACUUCUAUACCAGUCACAGCCUCCUCAAACAAUGCAACUUCCUUACCAGUCACAUCUUCAAACAAUACAACUUCCUUACCAGUCACAGCUUUCUCAAACAAUACAAUUUCCUUAACAGUCACAGACUCCUCAAACAAUGCAACUUCCUUACCAGUUUCAGCCCCCUCAAACAAUGCAACUUCUUUACCAGUCACAGCUUUCUCAAACAAUGCAACCUUCUUACCAGUCACGGCUUCCUCAAACAAUACAACUUCCUUACCAGUCACAGCCCCCUCAAACAAUACAACUUCCUUACCAGUCACAGCCUUCUUAAACAAUUCAACUUCCUUACCAGCCCCAGCUUCCUCAAACAAUGCAACUUCCUUACCAGUUUCAGCCCUAUCAAACAACGCAACUUCCUUACCAGUCACAGCUUCCUCCAACAAUGCAACUUCCAUACCAGUCACAGCUUUCUCAAACAAUACAACUUCCUUAACAGUCACAGACUCCUCAAACAAUACAACUUCCUUACCAGUCACAGCCCCCUCAAACAAUACAACUUCCUUACCAGUCACAGCCUUCUUAAACAAUUCAACUUCCUUACCAGCCACAGCUUUCUCAGAUAAUACAACUUCUAUACCAGUCAUAGCCUCCUCAAACAAUGCAACUUCCUUACCAGUCACAGCUUUCUCAAACAAUACAACUUCCUUAACAGUCACAGACUCCUCAAACAAUUCAUCUUCCUUAACAGUCACAGACUCCUCAAACAAUACAACUUUCUUACCAGUCACAGCCUUCUUAAACAAUUCAACUUCCUUACCAGCCACAGCUUUCUCAGACAAUACAACUUCUAUACCAGUCACAGCCUCCUCAAACAAUGCAACUUCCUUACCAGUCACAUCUUCAAACAAUACAAUUUCCUUACCAGUCACAGCCCCCUCAAACAAUACAACUUCCUUACCAGUCACAGCUUUCUCAAACAAUACCAUUUCCUUAACAGUCACAGACUCCUCGAACAAUGCAACUUCCUUACCAGUUUCAGCCCCCUCAAACAAUGCAACUUCUUUACCAGUCACAGCUUCCUCAAACAAUGCAACCUUCUUACCAGUCACGGCUUCCUCAAACAAUACAACUUCCUUACCAGUCACGGCUUCCUCAAACAAUACAACUUCCUUACCAGUCACAGCCCCCUCAAACAAUACAACUUCCUUACCAGUCACAGCCUUCUUAAACAAUUCAACUUCCUUACCAGCCACAGCUUUCUCAGACAAUGCAACUUCUAUACCAGUCACAGCCCCCUCAAACAAUACAGCUUCCGUUCCAGUCACAGCUUCCUCAAACAAUACAACUUCCUUACCAGUCACAGACUCCUCAAACAAUGCAACUUUCUUACCAGUCCCAACUUCCUCAAACAAUACAACUUCCUUACCAGUCACAGCUUCCUCAAACAAUACAACUUCAUUACCAGUCACAGCUUCCUCAAAUAAUCCAACUUCAUUACCAGUCACAGCUUCCUCAAAUAAUCCAACUUCAUUACCAGUCACAGCCUCUUCCAGUAGCACACUGUCAUUAACAGCUUCUUCAGGAUCAGUACUCAGUAACACUACUACAGCUGGUACUACAUAUACCACAAUAGUAUCCACUACAAUCGCCACUGCUUCAGUCCCUUUGGAUUUUAGAAUUACCAGUAUUCAAUUUACGGACAACCUAACAAACCCUGAUUCUGACGAAUAUAAGUCACUGAAGAACAAUGUGGAAGAUGGGCUGACUCCUGUUUACAGAAGCAAAUUCAGUAACUUUCAAAGUGUACGGGUCACAAACUUCAGUAAAGGCUCAGUGAUUGUUACCUCUGCACUUGAAUUUAACGUCACAUCCGAAACAGCACCCACUCCAGAUAACACGGUGCGUGCUAUGGUCAGCAGCCUAGGAAGUAAUUCAUCUGUUGGGACUUUUCAAGUAGACCAAAGCAGCAUCACUUCUAAAGAUGUCAAUAUAAGUAAUUUGUCUCCACUCAAUGUAAGUGUCAGCUGUGUUCUUGUAAGACCAUUUAACGCGUCAGAAACAGGGGACCUGAAGACUCAGAUUGUGGAAUGGGUGCAGUCAAUUUUACUAAACCUUCUCAAUGGUACAACCGUCUCCACCAUAUUUCUAACCGAGAAUUCUAGUGGCUGGACCAAAUUCACUGCAUACUUUGCUGUUAACACCCUCCAGCUAUUGAAUAACACUGAUGCUCUGACUAAAACUUUAUCAUCCAGAGGAAAUCUUUCCAUUAUACCAGACAGUCUAACCAUCCAAGGGAGCACUUUGACUUUCAAUACUAUUACCAUUGAACCUGGAUUUCUCAACGUGGCUCAAACAUCCGACCUCACUAGUAGAAACAGUACCGGGUUCCAGAAUCUUUCCAAACUUAUACAGAAAUCGUUCAAGGACAUAUUUGGCAGCGAUUUAGUGGAGCCCGUUGUAACCAGCUAUAGGUUAUCGCUCAGUGAUGUUUUGGCCUCCGUGAAUCUUUACUUCCAAAGUAGUGUGAAUACAACUGCGGUUGUAGCUAAAACAGUAGCCAGUGGAGCAGCGUUCACAAACAAUAGCCUCACAUUGGACCCUUUAACAUUAUCUCCUCAAGUGAAAGUGACAGUGCAGUUCACUCUGAUACAGGACUACAUUUCUUCCCUCUCAAAUCCUGCCUCAUCUGAUGCUACCAGUCUAGAAACCACCAUUCUAAACUUGCUGACACCAAUUCUCAAACAGAGUUACUCUGAUGCCCUCCAGAAUUCCUCCACAGUGACAUUCAGUAACAAUGCAGGCUCCGUAGCCGCUUUGAUUCAGUAUAACAUCAACUCCACAAUCUCAGCUGACAAUACGAACACAGUGAAAUUGCUCCUAGCGAACUCAAGUUUUAGCAGCCUGAUCCGCAAAGCAUCUCUGAAUGUUAAUGGCGCAAAGCCAUCUCUGCAAGUAUUCACAUUCUCUCCAAGAUUCACUAACGGAGUGUACAGUGCGAACCUGAAAAACAGAAGCAGUACCGAGUUCAAGACUCUUGAGAGCAUCAUUGUAACUGCAUUUGGACAAAUCCUGCAAAAUAUCAACCCUCAACAAAUUGUAGUAGCAUCAUUUAGGGAAGGAUCCGUCAUCUCUGACACAGAACUGACCUUUGCACAAUCGACAACGUCUUCAGAUGCUAUUGCUGCACAGAUAGUAAAUAAUGCGGACUCUCUAAAGAACUAUGGGCUAGUGUUGGAUCCUAACUCUGUCUAUGUUGCACCAGCAGUAAGUGCACCAACUAUUGCACCCGUUAAUACGUUCCCGGGUUACGCAGUUGCCAUCAUCAUCAUGGGCAUCUUGGUUCUACUAGCCAUCAUAGUGCUGGGGCUGCUGGCAUGUUACACUGACGUGUUUCAGAGACUUGCCAAUGCUUGCAAGCUCAAGUCGCCAGGUGGCUAUGACUCAGUAGGGCGCUCCUAUCCACAGUUAUCAAGUUACAGGGUAAGUACCCAUUCAUAUGAUCUCAGCCAUUAGUUAUCUUCCACAGUCCAUGCACCUUCAAAACCAGCAUUCAUCUUGUACUGAACGGUUACCACUGGGAUCAAGGGUAUGGACAAGCUACUACAAUCACUGCCAAAGACAGAAGAAAUUAAUCUAAUCUUACUAUUCACCAAAUGUUGUUGCAGCAUUUUUGUCAUUUGUUGGACUUUAACCUAGAUCAGUUUACUGUGUAACCAAGACACAGACUGAAACAUAUGCCCUGAGAAUUAUACACUUGAUAUAUAGGUGUUGUAAUGAUCUGUGUUUACAGGAACACUCCAAUUGGGAAAGUAAUUAUGUAUUUUUUUUAUUGGG